UUCUUGCAAAGAAAGCUAGCAAAUGGGAACAACCAGAGACUCAUGCCCACUCUUGUAUCCAAAUCAAUUUCAUAUCUAAAACCCCUAAUUUCAAGAACCCCUAAUUACUUGUUCUCCACCACAAUGUCCAUAACCCUCAAAUCUCCAGUCUUUGCAGGCAACCCAAUAAGAUCCAAAACCCCCAAAUCAUCCGACCCGUUUUCACCCACUUCAGCCUUUCAAACCCUGAAGCUUCUCCUUUCGGGUCAGACCCAUUUCCAAGAUCCAUCUCCCCCUAAGUUCAAGGUGCUACCUUUCAUAAAGGGUAGACCUUUAGCAGGGUCAACUGGUGAUUUGGUCAAGAAAUGGCAUCUGGGGUGGUUGAGUUUUGGGGAUUUUAAGGAUGUUUUGGAGGGUAGUGAGGUGAAGUUGACUCAUGAUUUGUUGGUGUAUUUGGGUUGCAAGAGUAAGGAAGAAGAAGAAGAUAGUGUUGUUUAUUGGGCAGUUGAUGUUUCUGAAGGGGUGAGUUUGGUUGAGAAAUUGGGGAGUAAAGAGUUUUCUUUUGUGGAGUUGAGGACUUUGAUGGUGGCUACUGAUUGGGCAGAUGAUUCUGCUAUGAGUGAUCUUGCUAUUGCUGGUCAUGCCAGAGCGUUAUUGGAAUGGCAUAACACGUCUCGGUUUUGUGGAUCUUGCGGUGAAAUGUUGGUUCCUGCUGAAGCCGGGAGAAAAAAGCAAUGCAUAAAAGAUUCUUGCAAGAAAAGGGUAUACCCUCGAGUUGAUCCGGUUGUAAUUAUGUUGGUUAUUGAUAAAGAAAAUGACCGUGCACUGCUUAGUAAACAAUCAAGAUUUGUGCCUAGAAUGUGGAGUUGCCUUGCCGGAUUUCUAGAACCAGGUGAAAGCUUGGAAGAGGCUGUGAGGAGAGAAACAUGGGAGGAAACCGGCAUCGAAGUUGGUGAAGUAGUCUACCAUAGUUCUCAACCAUGGCCCGUUGGACCUAGUAGCAUGCCAUGUCAAUUAAUGAUCGGGUUUUUUGCGUACGCGACAUCACUUGAAAUAAAUGUGGACAAGAGUGAAUUAGAAGAUGCCAAGUGGCACAGUAGAGAAGACGUGAAGAACGCGUUGACAUUUUCCGAAUAUGAAAAAGCACAGAAAACAUCAGCAUACAAAGUGGAUCAAAUGUGUAAAGGGGUCGAAAAAGGUCAAAACCUUGCUUCGGAUUUUAACGUUGAAAGUGGAGAACUCGCGCCGAUGUUUGUCCCUGGACCUUAUGCAAUCGCCCAUCAUCUAAUCUCGUCGUGGGUUCAUCAGGUCAGCUCAAAUGGCAUUCGAACACAAAAAAAAGGUGUUCAUUCGAGGUUGUAGAGAUCAAAGAAUCAUUUGGUUUUUCUUGAUUCUUUCCAGGUUUGAUCUUGAGAUCCUUCCAAGGUGAUGCUGCUUGGGUGUUUGUUGAUGAUUGUUUGAGCAUUCGAAAGAACGCGUUACAUUGACUUGCGACCUGCGCAUUUUAUCAUUGAAAAGAGUUUGAUCUUGGAACAAUCUUAUAUGUUGUUGAUAAAUAGAUUACAGAAUUGUGCCUUGUUUCCAUGUUGAAUUUAUACUUGCAUAUUAUAAAAUCUUGAAUAAUCUUCC
Helianthus annuus (common sunflower) is the source of this 1608-nucleotide messenger RNA. Its product is annotated as nudix hydrolase 19, chloroplastic. Gene Ontology annotation, biological process: NADP+ catabolic process; NAD+ catabolic process. The coding region runs from base 43 to 1341 and encodes 432 amino acids. Lineage: Eukaryota; Viridiplantae; Streptophyta; Magnoliopsida; Asterales; Asteraceae. The transcript is spliced from 6 exons. Gene Ontology annotation, molecular function: NADH pyrophosphatase activity; metal ion binding. The record is from RefSeq and is a predicted model, not a curated record. Gene Ontology annotation, cellular component: cytosol.